AUGGCGCUCCCGGCCGGGCUCCUGCGCCUGGCCGCCGCGCUGGCGCUGGCCGCGGGCGCGCAGGCGGGCGGAGGGACCGCGCGGGCAGAGCCCGCUCCGCCGUGCUCCCCCAGCGACAUCGUUCAUCCCGUCAAGGUGGACGAGAGCGGAUCGUUCCUCUCCUACGAUUUGUCCCACCGGGCGCUCCACCGAAGGUCCCCUUCCUCCAGGAGCAAGUUCCUCGCCUUCUACGAACUGCGUUACCGGGGGGAACCCCUGAAAUUCAACCUGAGCCUUAACAACGACCUCCUGGCGCCCGGGUUCGUCAGCGAGAGGCGAUCCGGGGGGAUCGCGAACGCCAAGAUCCGCUCUCACGCGUACGACCCCUGCUAUAUGAUCGGGGAGGUCCGGAGCCGGGCGCUGACGGGAGGGCUGGCCGCGCUCAGCACGUGUGACGGGCUGAAAGGCGUGUUUCAGCUCAUGAACGAGGACUAUUUCAUCGAACCAGUAUCCACCAGCUCUCGGGAGGAUGGAGCGGCGCAGCCCCACAGGAUAUACAAGCGCCAGGCACCCGAGCACGGGGCAGAGCAAGGCGGGAGGCCACCAGCUCCACGAGAAACCUGUGGUGUGCAAGAAUCUCAGGGUAGCCUGGAGAGGUCUGAGAAGCGGCGGGAAAGAUGGGAACAGAAGCAGCACAGGAAGCGGAGAAUAAAGCAGCGCUCCAUCAGCAAGGAGAAGUGGGUGGAAACGCUGGUGGUGGCAGACACCAAGAUGAUAGAAUACCACGGGAGCGAGAACAUCGAGAAGUACGUGCUGACCGUGAUGAACAUGGUGGCGGGUCUGUUCCACCACGCCAGCAUUGGGAACCCCAUCAACAUUGCGAUAGUGCGACUCAUCCUGCUGGAAAAAGAAGAGGAGGAUCUGAAAAUCUCCCACCACGCAGACAACACCUUGAAAAGCUUUUGCAAGUGGCAGAAGAGCAUCAACGUUAAAGGAGAUUCCCAUCCCCUGCAUCACGACGUUGCAGUCCUGCUCACAAGGAAGGACAUCUGCGCGGCGAUGAACAGACCCUGCGAGACCCUGGGUCUGUCCCACGUGGCGGGGAUGUGCCAGCCCCACAGGAGCUGCAACAUCAACGAGGACACGGGGCUGCCCCUGGCCUUCACCGUGGCCCACGAGCUCGGACACAGUUUUGGGAUUCAGCAUGAUGGAAGCAGCAAUGACUGUGAGCCAGUUGGGAAAAGACCUUUCAUCAUGUCUCCACAGCUCCUGUAUGACACGUCCCCACUCACCUGGUCCCGCUGCAGCCGCGAGUACAUCACACGAUUCCUCGACCGGGGUUGGGGGCUGUGCCUGGAUGACCCCCCUGCCCGGGAGGUGCUGGACUACCCCUUGGUACCCCCGGGCGUCCUCUACGACGUGGGCCACCAGUGCCGGCUGCAGUACGGCGCCUACUCCACCUUCUGCGACGACAUGGAUAGCGUCUGCAACACGCUGUGGUGCACGGUGGGGAACACGUGCCACUCCAAGCUGGACGCCGCCGUCGACGGCACGGCGUGCGGGGAGAACAAGUGGUGCUUCAACGGCGAGUGUGUGCCCGUGGGCUACCGUCCCGACGCCAUCGACGGGGGCUGGGGCUCCUGGAGCUCGUGGGCCUCCUGCUCGCGCAGCUGCGGCGCGGGCGUGCAGAGCGCGGAGAGGCAGUGCAGCAGCCCCACGCCGAAGUACGGGGGCAGGUACUGCCUGGGGGAGCGGAAGCGGUUCCGGAUUUGCAACGUGAGGCCAUGUCCCCCCGACAAGCCCUCCUUCCGCCAGGUCCAGUGCAGCCAGUUCAACCCCAUGCUCUACAAAGGGAAACUCUACAGGUGGACACCGGUGCCCAACAACAUUAACCCCUGCGAGCUGCACUGCCGGCCGGAGGACGAAUACUUUGCAGAAAAGCUGCGGGACGCCGUCAUCGACGGGACGCCGUGCUACGAGAUGAACGCCAGCCGCGACAUGUGCAUCAACGGCAUCUGCAAGAAUGUGGGCUGCGACUACGAGAUCGACUCCAACGCGGUGGAGGACCGGUGCGGCGUCUGCCAUGGGGAUGGCUCUACCUGCCACACCGUCAAGAAGACCUUCGAGGACAGCGAGGGGCUGGGUUACGUCGAUAUUGGGAUUAUCCCCGUGGGAGCCCGGGAGAUCCGGAUUGAAGAAGUCGCAGAAGCUGGGAAUUUUCUGGCGCUGCGGAGCGAGGACCCGGAGAAGUAUUUCCUGAACGGCGGCUGGACCAUCCAGUGGAACGGGGACUACAGGGUGGCGGGGACCACCUUCACCUACAAGAGGACGGGGAACUGGGAGAACCUCACCUCCCCAGGGCCCACUGUGGAGCCGGUGUGGAUCCAGCUGCUGUUUCAGGAGACCAACCCCGGCGUGCGGUACCAGUACACCAUCCAGCGCCCGGCCAACAGCGAGAACGAGCUCGAGCAGGCUGAGUUCCUCUGGCGCUUCGGCUCCUGGACCACGUGCACCGCCACGUGUGGGACCGGGGUGCAGCGGCAGGUCGUGCACUGCGUGGAGAAGCUGGCCGGCAUCGUGGAGGAGCGGUACUGCGACGCGCUCACCCGCCCUGACGACCAGCAAAGGACGUGCAGCGAGGAGCCCUGCCCGGCCAGGUGGUGGGUCGGCGAGUGGCAGAGGUGCUCGGCCACCUGCGGCCGGUCGGGGCUGAUGAAGAGGACGGUGCUCUGCAUCCAGAGCGUGGGGCUGGACGAGCAGAGGGCCUUGCAGCAAGCAGACUGCCAGCAUCUCUCCAAGCCAGACGCCACCGCACCCUGUCACCGGGAGGUCCCCUGUCCCUCCCAGUGGGCCGUGGGGAACUGGUCCGAGUGCUCCGCGACGUGUGGGAACGGGACGCAGAGGCGCCCGGUUCACUGCAGCAACAGCACCGGGGCCGCCUGUGACCCCGCAGAAAGACCCAGCUCGGAGACUGUUUGCUCCUUGCCACAGUGCCAGAAGAAAUCAGACAACGCCAACACGGACUGGUCUGGCAGCGGGUCCUCCAGCAGAGAGAUAUUUAAUGAAAUCCAUUACAUCCCCAGCAACCACAUCGCUAAAUUUAACCCCUUAAUCCCAAAUAUUCCGGAGUCCAAUGACGUCAAUAUCAUCACUGAGGAGGACUUCUCAGCCAAGAAGGGAAAUGUCUUUGUUGAUGAUUUUUACUACGACUAUAAUUUUAUCAACUUCCACGAGGAUCUGUCUUACUAUCCCUUCACGGAGAAGGAGACCAAAGGCGAGGGGCAUAAGCCAGAGCUGAGCACCAACGAUGUGGAGGGGACCCGUGAGAUGCCUCCUGAUGUCCUGCACACCGUCAAGCCGGGAGGAGAAGCAAGUGAGGACCAUCUGGUGACCAGCGAAGCAAACGCUUCUGCUCCCGUGCACGGCGAAGGAGAGACGGAGCCUGGGGGUUUAGCCACGAAUGGCCUCCUGAGCGUGGUCCCCGAGGGUGCGGGGACAGCCGCUCCCAAACACGCCAUCCCUGACUUCACGGGCGAGGAGGAGGAUGCAACGCUCGUGCCCCGCUCCGAGGAGCACCCGCCCACCCAAAGCACCACGAGCCAGGACCCUGGACACAGCCACGAGCACCCGCACCCGGAUGAACCCCGGGGAGCCGUGCCGACGGGGACUGGGACUGGGCAGGGCGCUCCAGCCCACGGCCUCGCUCCCCAGGCUCCUUACCCGGCCGAUCCCUCCCCACCCCUGCCCGCUGGCAGGGGCAGCACCACUGCAGAUGUGUCCGACCGUCUGGGAGAGCUGGGGAGCCGUGGUGAGGGGCGUGCGAGCACGGGGGGGCCCGGUAACGCCGGCAGCGAGGAGCGCGAAGUGGCCGGCUCUGUGGGGAGAGACCAUGAAAACUCAAGGGAAAUGGGGCUUGUCCUCACUGGUGAUGCUCGCGGUGCUGCCCCCCAGGCUGAGGAGCAGGAAGGGUGGGCAGAAAUACCGGCGCCGGAGGGGACGGCGGGCACGCACGCAGCGCCGGCGGGUGAUGAACAAGCCCGUGGGACAGAGAGGGCAGGUCUUUCCUUCGCCACCCCACGGGGACCGGGGUGGGAGAUGGGAAGGAGGGCUGGUGGCACCCAUCCUCCUGCGAGUGUCUAUCCCACGGGUGCUGACGGGGGCCCUGUGGGGCGGGCAGGGCACCAGCCGGAGCUCCGCACCCCCACAUCCCUGAGCUCAGCCCCCCGGGUGGCCACCACAGCCUUUCCACCAGCGGUGUCCUUGUCCCCCGCUGUGCCCGGGCCACCCACCCAGCUCACCUCCACCGGCCUCACCCCACGAGAUGCCCUGGCACCCGCCGUGCCCACAGCCCCAGCCCACAGCCCUCCCGUGCGCCCAGUGGGAGCAUCACCCUCCGAAUUCCCCCCGGCGUGGUGGACCCUGGGGGUGUCCCACCCCCGGGGGCUGGCGUCGCCCCGCGCACGGCAGACCUCCCUGCUCAGCAGCACCGUGCCAGGGGAACACUGGCCGUGGGCAACCCCGGGGACAUUUGCUUUUAAUGAUGGGGGGCACGAGUUAUCCCAGCCCACCCCUGCCCCACCACCGCUCUGGGAGAUGGAAGAGAUGGAGAAGGAGGAGGCUUCGCUUCCGCCGUCGACCACCGUGGCAGCCGCCGCGAUGCCCAGCUGGGAGGUCGGGAACUGGAGUGAGUGCUCGGCUACCUGCGGCGUGGGCGCGAUCUGGAGGACCGUGCGCUGCAGCUCCGGCAGCGACGACGGCUGCGCCGCCGCCAACAAGCCCGUCCCCGCUCGGAGGUGUUCCCUGAGACCCUGCUCGUCGUGGCGCGUGGGGAACUGGAGUAAGUGCUCCAGGAGCUGCGGCGGGGGGGUGAAGGUUCGGGACGUGCAUUGCGUCGACACCAGAGACCAGAGGCUCCUACGGCCCUUCCACUGCCAGGCUGUGCUCUACAAACCGCUGGCGCAGCUCCCCUGCCAGAGCACGCCGUGCCUGGACUGGUACACGUCCUCCUGGAGAGAGUGCUCGGAGGCGUGCGGCGGCGGGGAGCAGGAGAGGCUGGUGACGUGCCCGGAGCUGGGACGCUGCGAGGAAACAUCCCGGCCCAACACCACCCGGCCCUGCAACACGCACCCCUGCACCACCUGGGUGGUGGGUUCCUGGGGAGAGUGCACGGCUCCCUGCGGCGGGGGCAUCCAGCGGCGCCAGGUCAAGUGCAUCAACACCAAGACGGGGCUGGCCGAGGAGGACAGCAGCCUCUGCGACCACGAGCCCUGGCCCGAGAGCACCCAGAAGUGCAACCCGCAGGACUGCGAGAGCUCCGAGCCGGGCUUCGUCUGCGAGCGCGACCGCUUGACGUUCGGCUUCUGCCAGACCCUGCGGGUCCUGGGAAGGUGCCACCUCCCGACGGUCCAUCUCCAGUGCUGCCGAAGCUGCCGCCACCACGGGCACCGCGCGGCGCCCGACCGGGACCGCGGCGACGAGCGGGCGUCCAGGAGGUGACAGGACUGUCCCCAAGGGCAAGAAGUGCCAGGCCCCGCGGUGGCUCCCGCGGCAGCGCGGCGGAGGAGGGAGCUGGGUCCCAACCAGGACUUGCGGCUUUGCCUCGACCCGCGGCAGCGCCGGACGUCUUACAAAACACGGGGAAAGCUUGAUUUCUUUUAGUUGUGCUACACUAUAACGGUGCUCAAACCAUCGGUCUGAAAAAAGGAGGUCUGGCGUGGGGCUGGGUGCGCGGGUCCCGCCGGGACCCUCCGGCGGGGUCACGCUGCUGCUGGGCGCCCGGCGGGGAAAUGUUUUGGGGAAGGGAAACCAAAAGCAGCAAUAAUUCGGGGGGAGACCUCUCAGAAAUGCUUAUGGUGCUAUCGUUUGACAUUUUCAGCCUCUUAAUGGUGUUGGCAGGCCAGCACAAAACUCUUGACUUUUAUUAUUAUUUUUAUAUAUAUGAAGUGAGCAUCUAGCAUUCCAUCCGUACAGCCGACCGUUUGGGUUAGGUUUUUCUUUUUUCCUUAAGGGACUUGAAGCUGGCAACCCAUUUCUGUAAUUUUCAUUAAAAUGUUUAUGCACUGAAGCUAAACGGUAAUUUAAGAAAUGGAGACAGGGCAGAGGAAUAAAUACCAGCUUCAGUUACCCCCACGAGUCCAGGGCUGGCGGUGCGUGCGAAGGCUCCGUACCCUCCUCUCCCCACUGCCGGCUUCCUCUGCCGAAGCCGCUGCCCGUACCGCUGGAGCAGAGGGGAUGGUCAGGGACACAAGUGAAGUGGCACAUUGGUUUUGGAGCCCAACAGUCUUUCCCUUGCGUGUGUUUGUGAAGGAGGGGGAAAGCUGCUCUGGCCCCGGCGGUGAGCAGCGCGUCCCCUUCGCCGCAUCCUUCCUCGAGAGCAGCAAACUCCCCCCACACCUGGAUUUCUGUAUGUAGUUACGGCGUAGCAGUUUAAGGGUUGGUUAAGGUGUUUUUCUGUGUUCUUACAAGCUAAAACCUUUCUUCCUGCUUAUAUAGAAUCACCCCUGUUAAGGUUAGCUCAUUCUUUUAACUAGAAUAUCCAGUAUUGUACGAGGAGCGGCACUCGGCCGGCACAGCCCUUACCGCCCGGCCCAGGAGUGUCCUGUGUUAAUCCCUCCCUGGUUUAGGGCGGGUUUGCUGUUAGAUUUGCCUCCUGGAGGAGGGUCAGGAGUAUUUAGGUAGGAAUUCCUUUCUAUAUUACUCUUCAGGCUAUGGAGGAUGCCCAAAAACUGGGAGACCAUGAAGGCAAUCCUGCAUGUAUUGAACAGAGAAAUGCUCGGGCGCAUCAGCCGUGCCAAGCGUUUCUUCUUCACCUGGGCUGUCGGGAACAACAUUCAAACCCUCAACAGGGGAAAUUCCUGCGUGUAGUUUGUCCUGUGUAAAACACAAGCCAUGACUUCAUCAUUUGUGUUUUAUUCCUUUCCAACGUGGUGUAAAUUUUUAUGUUUCAAGAGCCUGUGUUCAGUCCUGUUUUCCUUCGCACCGGCACCAUCUGUCCCUUGCUUCCGUCGUGCUCCCAGGUUUUGCCAAGGGACAGCCACUAAAUACGGUGGGGUUUAAUGGCUAUAGCUCCUCAGUAUGUUAAAUUAAACAGUUACUGAAGGAAA
This is a messenger RNA of Tyto alba (common barn owl), 7082 nucleotides long. It is a transcript of the gene ADAMTS7, whose product is annotated as ADAM metallopeptidase with thrombospondin type 1 motif 7. The transcript is spliced from 24 exons. Lineage: Eukaryota; Metazoa; Chordata; Aves; Strigiformes; Tytonidae. The record is from RefSeq and is a predicted model, not a curated record. Gene Ontology annotation, molecular function: metalloendopeptidase activity. Gene Ontology annotation, biological process: proteolysis; extracellular matrix organization. The coding region runs from base 1 to 5475 and encodes 1824 amino acids. Gene Ontology annotation, cellular component: extracellular matrix.